AUGGUAUACACUACUCCCUGCUACAAUCUCCUACCCUCUUGGUUUCGUAACCACUUUGGGGGCAGCGCAAGAAGGAAAAGAAGAGAAAGAAGAUCAGUAGGACGGAACUCUGGCACAGGAAUUGAAAAUUUCACUGAAUACUCCACAGAAAACGAUUCAACAAUAGGUCCAACGGAAUACUCCACAGAAGCUUCAACAGAGGAAGAUUUGGAACGUCUCCCUUCAAAUUCAUUGUAUUAUAAAUUCAAUACAAAAUGCGGGGAGGACUACUGUGAUCGGAGUAAAAUGAGCAACGUAAGAACUGAAGUGGAGCGCAUACUGGGGGAGCAUGGAUGUAAUGGAAUUGAUCCAGAUAAGAUUAUAGUACCACGGUGUUAUACAAUUAAAGGGGUAAAAAACGACGAUCCAUACUAUAAUGGGCGUUUUAAUUUUCUCUAUUUCUGGAUAGGACAAAACGUGUUUGAGAAGAAUGAACGAAUUAGUUCAUUUUCUCAACUUAUGGGAAAAAUUCACAAUAUACUGAAGGAAAUUGAAAAAUAUAAGGUAUGGGACUAUACCUACGAGAGUAAUGAUAGAACCAUUUUCGAACACAUGAAAAGUGUAUAUGAAUACUAUUAUGACUAUCAGACUAUCAAGGGGCAGUUAACAUCAAACACACAUCCAUGCAAUAAGGAUUAUUACGAGCACCUACAGAGAAUUCACGAAGCCCAUAGGAAGAUACAGGAAUAUUGUACGGGGAGAAACCAGGAGGAUUCAUAUUGUGUGCAGUUUGGAAAAAAAUUUAAUAAUGCCGAAGUUCCGAAACCGCCAACUUUGAAAUGUAAUCUUGUCCUUACGGAAGCCGAGGUAGGAACAAAGUACGGAUGGUUAACUAAGAGUAGUUCGGGUGCCUGUGCUCAUUAUAGUAAUUACGACGAGGACGAUAAUGUAAAAAAGGAGAUGAGGACGGAGGUACUAGGGGCUUAUAGGGAAAGGGAGGAGCUUGCUAAGAGCAUUGUAGAUGCCUGGUGUUAUAUACAUAAGAAGGGGAGGUUCACAGAUUCCAAUGGUGAGUGGUGCUACUACUUCUACUAUUGGUUAGGAGACCAAUUAUUCAAAGAAGCAAAGGAUGGUAAUUCAUUUUCAAGCGCUAUGAAUCAAGUAUACCAGGGACUACGGAAGUCUGGUACAGGUGAGAAGUGUAAUAUUAUGUAUGAGAAUAUAGACAAAUUACUUUUCCUGCACAUGAAGAACGUAUUUGAUUACGCCCAGAACCAGGCACUCAUACCACUAAAGUUAAGGGAAGGUGGAAAGAGCAAUUCCUGCAUUCAGGCACUCUCCAAAUAUUUGCAAAGAGCUCUUAAAGCUUACAAAGCUAUCGAAUCAAAAUGCCGAGAGGGAAAAGAAAAUACACCUCCUUAUUGUUCCGAUUUCAACACAAAAUAUAAAACACACUUGACUGAACUAACUAGGCAGGCACAAUGUACUGUUGUGAAUAAUGAAACAGAACCUCUUAAACAUAUAGAAAAUAGUCAACCACUUGUGAAAGUUGCACAGGCUCAGGGGCCCGAAGCAGCACUUGCAUCUACUAUGGACGGUCCAAUAUCUUCAGUUCAGGAAGUUUCUCUGCCUGCGCUAAGUUCAAAGAAUUUACCUUCAGGGACCGAAUUCUACAAUAUAUUCGAUGAUGCUACUAAGGAUCGAUGCACCUUUACUAAUGGCGGGGUGAACGCGUUAGAGAAAGCUCUAAGGAAUAAAUUACAGAAUCAGUACACAGGAAUUUCUGCUCUGGCAAAGAUGAUUGCGAAUGCUUACUGUUAUGCAUGUACAAUGAAAAAACAGUCACCAACCCAUGAUGAUAAACCCUGUCAAUUCUUUUAUCAUUGGUUGGGGAAACAGAUCACGGUGGAAGCAUAUAGGAGUAAGUUAUCAAAAAUACUGGAAAUUAUUUACGAUACACUAAAAAGUGUUUUCCCCGAACAUAAGUGUACAGUUAAUUACAAAGAUGUUGACAGUACUAAGUGGGAACUUUUCAAUCAAAGGAAAAAAGUAUUUGAACAUUAUUACGAUUAUAAAACUUUAGAAGGGAAGUUACACAGUGGUGACCCCCUAUGUGAGGUGGAGUGGGCAGAGUACGAGAUAGACCUUACUAGAGCAUGUGGGGCUGUAAGGGCAUACUGCGGGGAUAGCAGUAAUGCUGAUGAUCAGUAUUGUGCAGAGUUCACGCAGACGUAUGGGAUGUUCUGUGAUAAGAAGCUGUCAGAAUUAAAAUGUAGUGCAGUGUAUAGCGGAAAAUCAACAGCUCCAGCCAUAUCUGGUACAAUUGCCACCAUAGGAGGACUUGCAACGGCUGUUGCAUUUUUCCUACACAAGGAUUUACUUUCAAGAAGAAUUUAUGAUAUUUUCGGAAAAAGUCAAGUGCGUGAUAUAUAUAUUAGUGGUAGAAAUAGCGGGAUAAACUUAAAGAGCAGUUUAAGCAGUGCAUUACAGAAUUAUGGGAAGAUUGGGAGACAUGUGGACCAGAUUAUGGGGGGCUGGUGUUAUGCAGUUAUGAGUGUCUUCUCGGAUGUACUUAAAGAUGGACCUUGUCACUUCUUAUAUUACUGGAUCGGAAAUACAGUGAGGGAAGACUUAGGCACUAAUUCAUUUUCAAGUGUUAUGGGGGCAAUCUAUAGUAUACUAGGAGGAAUCGGAGUUAAGACUAAAUGUUCCAAUAUAGACCCUAAAAUUGACAGGAACAUUUUUGUGCACAUGGAAAAAGUAUAUAAUUAUACGCAGGACUAUACAAUUAUAGAAAGUUACACAGAAAAUUCUGAGACACCUGAGCCUCAGUGUACUAAGGAAUAUGUCCAAUACGUACAGGAAGCUGCUAAUGCACAUGAAGGAAUGAGAGAAUAUUGUAAGCAGAGUGGAAAAUCUGAGGAGACAUGGUGUAAUCAUUUCGAAAAAAUGUUUAAGAAGAAUAAUGGCAACACUAUCCCAGAACCAUCAAAACUGUUAUCUCAGUUACAACCACAACCAGAAACUCCUCCUGCAGAAGGAACCUCUGGAGUCACCACGGGUGUAGUAGGUUCUACAGAAGAAGACAAUUCUACCAUAUAUAUGGGUGGGCCAACAUCACCAUCUAGAAGAAGAGGGGCAAGUAAUGGAAAACAAGGAAACAGGGGCAGGAAUAUUAGUUAUCAACGUAUGUGA
Plasmodium coatneyi is the source of this 3174-nucleotide messenger RNA. RefSeq names its product KIR protein. The transcript has 7 exons. The record is from RefSeq and is a predicted model, not a curated record. Lineage: Eukaryota; Apicomplexa; Aconoidasida; Haemosporida; Plasmodiidae. Bases 1 to 3174 code for a protein of 1057 amino acids.